AUGGCGAAGUCUGAAAGCCCAGACACUUCUUCCUCUCGCAGCAGCCGUUCCUCCCAAGGGUUCGUUCCCCUAGGCGAGGGCAUCCGGCGCCGGGGGCCCCAUGCGGGCCGCAGGGGUCCCCGUUUCUCUUCUGUUACUGAGGGCCCUGCCGGUCCAGGAGAGGGCCCCGAAGGAACCCCUCCUGUUUUUGUAAAGAGAGAAAGCGACAAAAAAGAUAGCCCUGUAUUCAAAUCUCCUAUGCAGGGGAGAUCCUCUGCUGCCUCUCCUGCUUCAGACGCUUUACACGCCUUUGGCGACAGCAAGGAGGAGCGAGGGGCCCCUCCAGGGGCCCACUGCAAUGCAAACCCUUCCUCUUCGUGGUAUCCCCCCGCUAAUAACGAAGACUCCUUCUCUGAUUCUCCUCAAAACUCUGAGACUCGUAGACAGUCAGUGAGAAGCCCCCCCCAAUGGCCCCCAAAGAGGGGCCCUACAGGGGCCCCUAGGGGGGUUUGGGGUUUGAGGGGCCCCCCAGGAGAGGAUAACAACCAAGCCUCCCCGCAUGGAUUGAACUUUGCUUAUUCUUCUCCUCAAACAGAUACAAGAGAGCAGCAUACAGGAGAGGAGGGGAGGCAUAUGGCUGGUGCAGUGCGGCCUUUGUCUAUUCGAGAGGGGUUGCAGCUGCUGCAGCAAAUUGUAGCUGGAGUUGCAGCUUCCGGGCGUUUGUGGGCUUCGUCUUUGCUCGGCGUGGCGAAGUGGUGCUGUAUUAUUUUGUUUGCUAUGUUGCUGCUGCUGGGGUGUCUGUCUUGCUUCUUUCUGCUUGCUGCAGCGACUAGCUAUUACCUCCUCUUUAGCUAUACUUCUCCUCCCCCUCUCCACCAAUUCCCGGUGUAUUUUGAUUAUUAUCCAGCAGUUGGACUGGCGUUGACGUCUCAGCAUAGAGAGCCUUCAAACCCUUUACCGUUUGAUGAGCUCCGUGCAGGGGGCCCCCCUUCCUCAUGGGGCCCCCAAGCCCCAGCGGGAGAAGAAGACAAUUCAAAGUCAAAGAAUGAAGUGCCCCCUUCUCCUUUCUCUCAAGCAACAACACCUGCAGCAGCAGCAGCAGCAGGAGCAGCAGCAUCCUGCGGUGUUUCAGGGGGCCUCUUGCAUGCAUUUGACCCCUUGGGGGCCCCCCAGGGGGCCCCACAGAGGGCCUCUUGGGGGCCCCAAGGGGGCCCCAUACCCUGGAGGGGGGCCCCCGGGGGGCCCUCUGAUUUGAGGGGGGGGCCCCCAGGAGAGAGUUGGCCUUCCUUUGAACAGUCUCUUGCUGUUGCUACAAUACCCUUUAGCAAUCGCACGUGGGAGUUGCUACCUGAAGACGGAGAUCUAUUUGCUGCACCUCUUCCUUGUGUCUCCUCUCACUGGCAGCACUGCCAAGAGCAGCAGCAGCAGCAGCAGCAGCAGCAGCAGCAAGAACGGCAGCAGUUUGUCUCUCUUUCAUUGCUCGAUUCAGAAGAAAAGGCGAAGGUGCCUUCAUUUGCAUCGGACUUUGUGCUGAAGCAGCAGCUCAGAAAGAGAGAUACAAAUGAUAGAGGGCCUUAG
This is a messenger RNA of Eimeria acervulina, 1557 nucleotides long. RefSeq lists its product as hypothetical. The transcript has 2 exons. Lineage: Eukaryota; Apicomplexa; Conoidasida; Eucoccidiorida; Eimeriidae. The coding region runs from base 1 to 1557 and encodes 518 amino acids. The record is from RefSeq and is a predicted model, not a curated record.